Epinephelus moara (kelp grouper) is the source of this 2119-nucleotide messenger RNA. It is a transcript of the gene dbndd1, whose product is annotated as dysbindin domain containing 1. Lineage: Eukaryota; Metazoa; Chordata; Actinopteri; Perciformes; Serranidae. Bases 400 to 870 code for a protein of 156 amino acids. Gene Ontology annotation, cellular component: cytoplasm. The record is from RefSeq and is a predicted model, not a curated record. The transcript has 4 exons. Gene Ontology annotation, biological process: negative regulation of protein kinase activity.
AGCCUCACAAUGCUGCAUUUACUAAAACAAGUGGCUUAGAAAUGUGCAGUGAUGUCGCUGUUCCCAGACCUGCCUCUCUCUGUUCUGGACCGGCUCAGUGAGGCAGCGCACACACACGGCUCUGAUGGCAGAGCGGGGCAGGUGGACUGAGCCAGAGGAGAAACCAACAUCACCUGUUUGGGAAAUCUAGAACGAGGGAGGACAAACAAAGAAGGAGGAGCAGACUGUUUGGAGAGCAGAGGUCUAGCUGUGUCUACCCACUCACCCCACCCUGCUCUCCCUCAUAUGCACACACACAGACACACUCUCCCCUUGCCUCUCCCUGCCUCCCUCCCCGUUUCUCUCCUCCACUCUCCGAUGCUGGUGUGGUGAACAGCAGGACACUCUCGGCUGAGCUGCAUGGAGGCACAGGGAGGGGCAGGGAGCCCAGAGCCCAAUAAAGACAUCCAGAAGCUGCUGAAGCCCUCCAGCUCAGGUGACCUAUCCAAGGAGUUGUUCCACCACCCAGCAGGGGAGGAGGAGGAGGGUGGCCUGUCGGGGCACACUGCUAGCCUGCUGCACAUCACUGAGAAGAGACAACCACUGAGCAGUGUGUCUUCUUUAGAGGUGCACUUUGACCUCCUGGAUCUGACUGAGCUGACUGAUAUGUCUGACCAGGAACUGGCUGAAGUUUUUGCUGACUCUGAUGAGGAGAACCACAACGAGUCCCCAGCAGGUUCCCACCAGCCUGUGCUGCCCAGAGGCGGAUACAUGCGCUCCCCCUCGUGGACACGCUGCAGCAAAGUUGAGCCCCCGCGAGAGAGAAAGCACCACAGCGACUCGGACACCGCAGAGCCCUUAAUGAAGCUGGAGAGGCCGAAGCAGCCGUGACAUCUGAUGUGAAACAGCAGCGAGAGAAAACCCAGAGACAGACAGACACAUCCAGAGCGGGAACACAAAGCGGACCAAGAGGCCCCCCAUCUGCCACUGUGCACUCACAUAACGUUUCAUGGUGCUGACGAGUUCAGGUUGAGCUCUGGACAACGUGUUCUGUACUCUAAAGAUGUUGAGAUGUGCAAUACACAAUCUCUCCUUCUCUCUUUCUCUCUCUCUCUCUCACACACACACACAAUCAUUGUAUUUUUCAUGCAAGAGGUUCUUAACAUACUCUGGGCUGCCAGACAAUUUUAAGCUUUGUUUUUGAAUGACAGACAGGGUAUGAGGUCAGAAGAAUAACAGCACCUCCAUCCUUACAGCCUCUCAGGGUGGGAAAUAGCCUGGACAGUGAGAUUGGUUUCUAAAUUGUGUCCACAGCGUGUGGCCAGUCCUUCCAUGUGAAGUUCAGACACUGGGAUUCACAUUGAAUUACCAGGAUUUGAUUUGAAACGUAAAUCAACAGAGCUGAUAAAAAUAAAACAUCACUCCGAGGCUAUAUCUUAAUGUGUUGGCUUGAAAAUGUGACAGGGUUUUUUUUCUGUUGCCUGCAAUAAAGGUAACUUAUCCAGUGGGAGUGGACAUCACUGAGGCCGCACUCUCUUUCUCCAUCGUGAUGAGGACUGUGUGUUGUUAUUAUAAUUGCCUAAAUGAAAAUUUUUGCACUUGUCUCACUGGAUUGUAUUUACUGUGCCCCGCAGAAUUAUUGGCAUUUGGUGCAGAUGACACACAAGAUAAACAGACCAAGUAGCAAGCUAUAUGCAACACACUUUUCCAGACAUUCAAAAUUUAUUUGAAGAAACGUUUUCUGAUUUCUUUAUCAUUAUUUAAAAAGUGAUGGCUGCCAGAGUUGCUGCUGCUAAGGUAAUUAGAGUUGGUCGACGCAUUGACUUGAUGAGUGAUACUUGAAGCAGUUAGAAAUUGAGGGAGAAUGGCAUCAUAAUCAGGUGGACUUCAGUGAGCUUUGCAUGAAUGCCAAAAAUACAACAAAGUGCCAACAAUUUUGUAAUCAUCUUUUAAAGGAUGACUUCAACUCAUAAUGAAAUAUUUCACAUCUUUGUAAGCAAAGAUCAUAGCUGAUUACUUGCUUUAUUUAUCUCACAUUUAGCUUGUCUUUACCAGGAGUGCCAACAAUUCUGAAUGCUGUGACAUGAUGGAUCAAAAGUGACACUGGGAUGAUAGACGAAUAAAUAAGGGUCUUGAAAAA